Molecule: messenger RNA, 947 nt
Organism: Pistacia vera
Lineage: Eukaryota; Viridiplantae; Streptophyta; Magnoliopsida; Sapindales; Anacardiaceae
Product: DUF21 domain-containing protein At1g55930, chloroplastic-like
Exons: 6
Coding region: 177-947 (256 amino acids)
Molecular function (GO): flavin adenine dinucleotide binding
Source: RefSeq, a predicted model, not a curated record
AUUGAAAAUGUGUUAGAUAAAGGAUACACAUGUUGGAGAGGCGAUGACACCUAUUGUUGAUGUAGUUGCAAUUGAUGUAAGUGCCACUCUUGUUGAUUUCCACAGUUUGUGUGACUCAUCAAUAUUCAAGGGUGCCUGUGUUUGAGCAACGUGUUGACAAAUAAUGGGCAUUGCUUAUGCAAUGGAUCUGCUGGAUUAUGUCCAGAAGGUCCGGGGAUUUCUAUUCCUCUUCCUCCCUCUCUGAGGUUAAUACCACGUUUUUUAUUGAUUUUAUGCGACAAUCUCAUAGUGUGCAGAAUUAUGAUCUUUCUAUUUUGAAGGUGGAUCUCCUAGAAAGUACCACAGUGGGAGACAUGGCCCACAAACCUGCAUACUUCAUCCCUGAUUCAAUGACAAUUUGGAAUCUUCUCAGAGAGUUCCACAUUAGGAAGGUUCACAUGGCUGUUGUUCUAAAUGAGUAUGGUGGAACUGUGGGGGUAGUGUCCCUGGAAGAUGUGGUUGAGGAAAUUGUCGGUGAAAUCGUAGAUGAAAAUGAUUCAAAAGAGAAGAUCCAGAAGAAAACUGCCUACAUUGUGAUGCGAGCAGAGGGAAUAUAUGAUGUGGAUGCUAUUACAUCUAUUGAUCAGCUCUCUGAAGACUUAAAUAUCAAAGUGCCAGAGGGUCAUCAGUAUGAGACAGUAUCAGGUUUUAUAUGUGAGGCCUUUGGAUGCAUCCCAAGGACCGGUGAGAGUAUGAAAGUGGUCCUUGAAAAGGAAAACCAGGAAGAAAACGAAGAACAUUAUGAAUCUGGAUCUGAUCUACAAACUCGAGGUAUGGUCUUGAUCCUUUUGUGCUACAUUUACUCUUGUGGAAGCUCCAUCACAUUAAGUUCUGGUUAUAAGUUCACAAGGAUCAUUUCUAGAACCUUUACAUUCUUACUUCUCUAUCUGGCAUACAUCCCACCAUAG